Messenger RNA from Spodoptera littoralis (African cotton leafworm), 795 nucleotides. Lineage: Eukaryota; Metazoa; Arthropoda; Insecta; Lepidoptera; Noctuidae. The record is from the annotation of a GenBank genome assembly.
AUGAUUUUCAGCACCAUCAUCAAGAUGUGGUCCAGUAAAAGUCUUAACGCUUUGCAAGAAUUGCACGUGCUAUCAGACUCGGAUAGUCUGUCCGUAACUACGGAAGACUAUGAAAUGUUCAUUGAUUUGUACAAUGAUCCAAGAGUGAAGUGGUUCAGGGACCGUAUCCUUGCCUUCAUCGGCAUGGAUGACGAAGAACUCUUCUACAACAUGUUGGAUUACGAAGACGCUAAGCAGAAGUUCAUAAACUUCUUAAUGACCACUAUCAAGUCUGGUGAAAUGUCUCUGAACAAGAGAAUGAUGUAUGUAUCCAAAGUGAUUGUCGACAAGUUGAUUCAUGAAGAUAAGGAAUUUACUGAGUGGAGAAUCAUACCACCAGUGAUUGUGGAGGCCCCACCCCAAAAAGGUAAGAAGGGUAAGGGGAAAGGUAAAGAAGCGAAGAAGCCGGAGGGUGAGGAUGGUAAAUUGGCAAAAGGCAAAGGCCAAAAGGGUGCUAAGACCACAAAAAGCAAAAUAGAUGAAAUUCUUCCUACUACUGGUGAAAUGGAUGUGGAAACAGCAGCAGGUGCCAUGAUAGGCGCCGGUGAUGAUGACGAGAAGAUAAUGAAAGAAGACGAUGGAACUUCUGUAACCACUGAGGACAAAUACUAUUUUCCGCCACAGAUCAGUACCCCGUGUAAUACAAUAUCCUCAACUGAUCCCAAUCUUCGGCGAGCUGACUCCUCAACUAGCGCACCGCAACCGUCGCUACCUCUAUUUUUUACGGCAGAUACAAGAGCCCAUACCUCUCAGUGA